AUGUGCUAAAGUUUGGGUACCAAAACUGCAUCUCUCACUCUCUCUCUUUUUACUAUUUUCGUGCACAGAAACCCUGAGCUUCAAAAACCCUAACAAUUCAAUUUAAACCAUCAUAGCCACCCAGAGCAGAGCAAUUGGGAGAAUAUUCAACAAUUUUGAAAGAAAAAUGACACAAAAGAGCAAUCUUUUCAAAGGUCAACAAAAGAAGAAGUCAAUUCCUCCGAAUCGCCAUGGCAAAGCCACUCAAACUCGUAAAGGGAAGAGAGUUGUGAAGCCCUCAAAGGUCACGAAGGAUAUGGAUACUGAUCGGGAACUGACCAAGUUCAUAAAUUAUUGCAAUGAGGCAAAAGCAGCUACUGUUGCCAACAAGGAAGGUGGCCAACUAAGCAUAGUCAAACCACAACCAGAGUCAUCUAGUGGUGCAAAGUAGGAAACAACAGGCUGCUGCAUCAGUCAAGAUCAAGUCAUUGAAUUAACACAAUUUUGAUUGUCAUUUUAUAGGAACAGAAUAGGUGUGGUUUAUUCCCUUUUUCUUAUUGUGUAGCUUUUUUAUUUCCUGAGUUGAUUCUAGGGCUGGAUUAGAGUUGUUUGUUGUUGUUCUGCAUGCAACUUCUUGCAUUUUUGGCUACUAUAAAGUGUAAAUUUCUAUGUAUUCAUGUUGCCACAUCUGUUCUUGUUAGCUGAUCAACGGGACCAAGUGUAGCUCCUAAUUGUCUCUAAUUUACUCUUGUAAGUGCCUGAGUUUCUUGGUUUUGUUACUCUGAAUAGCUUUGCAGACAAUAGAUCAAGCUCGUUGGUUAAAUGACUAAAAGUUUUCAGUUCUACAGGAUGAGACGACUGGGUGUACCGUAGUGUGUAAACCUAAACUAUCUAUUCCAGAAAUCAUGAAACAUGGUGCAUAGCUUAUCCUGUUGAGAUUGUUUAGGGCCAGUAAAAAUGUUUGUUAUUGGAGGUUUUGUGUUUGACACGUUUCUGUUGAA
Coffea arabica (coffee) is the source of this 980-nucleotide messenger RNA. RefSeq lists its product as uncharacterized. NCBI's taxonomy places the organism in Eukaryota, Viridiplantae, Streptophyta, Magnoliopsida, Gentianales, Rubiaceae. The record is from RefSeq and is a predicted model, not a curated record.